Messenger RNA from Brenthis ino (lesser marbled fritillary), 1497 nucleotides. The record is from the annotation of a GenBank genome assembly. NCBI's taxonomy places the organism in Eukaryota, Metazoa, Arthropoda, Insecta, Lepidoptera, Nymphalidae.
AUGGAACAGUCAGAUGAUACAAUAACCGAACCCAAGCUAGACGUCAGCAAUUUUAACGGUUGGAAGGCAGACAUCGGCAAUAUGAAUGAAGGUGCACCGGUAGUGUAUCAGGGAAAUGGAGGAUUUGAAGGCCCAGGAAUUUACAUGGUAACAAAUCAUGUGGAGAGACAAACGCCGCGACAUUAUCCACUGGAGAUGUUGCAGGUGAUGGGAGGAGUUGGAUCUAGAAAUGGAGGCUCUCCUGGUCAUGGCACGCCUAGAAAAUGGCAGACUCGCAAAGAGCGUCAAUGUAACAAAACUGAUGGCACUGCUUUUGGCUAUGAUUCAGACGAUUCUAGUUUAUCAAGCAAUGCCUCUGGCUCAAAUAAAUCUAGUGAUAAAGGGGAAAACAGUCGGUUGCGAGUCGCGGUGGGCGCGGGGGCUGCGGCGGGCGCGCCGGCGUCGCGCGAGUGGCGCGGGCGCGGGCGCCGCGAUCCCCGCCAGCGGCACCACCGCAUCGCGCCCGAGCGCUACCUCAGCGCCGCGUACCCCUUCCAAGUCAAGUUCACGCCGGACGAUCUGCUUAAUGGUUCAAAGUGGGACACAUUGUCUCAAGAGAUCUGGGACAAGUUCGUGAAGUCUCAGCAAACAGAGGAGACCUUCCGCAAGAAGAUGAACCUCUGGAGAUAUCUUUACGUUACUAUAAAGUCGAUAUUCCCGCGCUACGGGCUGUACGUGGUGGGCUCCACCAUGUCGGGCUUCGGGCUGGACGCGUCGGACAUGGACCUGUGCCUGUACGUGCGCGCGCUGGCGGGCCUGGAGCCGCGCGCGCACGCGCUGCUGCACCUGAACUACAUACUCGCAUACAUCAAGAGCUUCGACCCAGGCGCAGAGGUGAUCCAGGCGAAGGUGCCGAUCCUGAAGUUCCGCGACGAGCGCAACGGCCUGCAGGUGGACCUCAACUGCAACAACGUGGUCGGCAUCCGCAACACCAACCUGCUGUACUGCUACUCCAGAAUGGACUGGCGCGUGCGGCCGCUGGUGGCGAUAGCGAAGCUGUGGGCGCGCGCGCACCGCAUCAACGACGCGCGCCGCCGCACGCUGUCCUCGUACGCGCUCACGCUCAUGGUGCUGCACUUCCUGCAGUGCGGCGCCGCGCCGCCCGUGCUGCCGCCCGCGCCGCCGCACGCGCCGCCCGCCGCCCACGCGCCGCGCCCGCACAACCGCGCCACGCUCGGCGAGCUCUUCCUGCAGAUGCUCAAGUAUUAUGCGGAGUUCCCGUACGGGCAGAUGGCGGUGUCGGUGCGCGCGGCGCGGCGCGUGCCGCUGUGGGAGUGCCGCGCGCGUGCAGAGCCCUCGCACUGGAAGCUGCUCUGCGUGGAAGAGCCUUUCGACCUAACGAACACGGCCCGCUCCGUGUACGACCCGGAGACGUUCGAGACCAUCGUGAGCACGUUCCGCAGCAGCUACGCGCGGCUGGCGGCCGGCCUGCGCCUCGCGGACGCCUGGCCGCGGCGA